Messenger RNA from Carya illinoinensis, 817 nucleotides. RefSeq lists its product as uncharacterized. NCBI's taxonomy places the organism in Eukaryota, Viridiplantae, Streptophyta, Magnoliopsida, Fagales, Juglandaceae. The transcript has a single exon. Bases 277 to 570 code for a protein of 97 amino acids. The record is from RefSeq and is a predicted model, not a curated record.
AGAGGAACCCACACAUCCUCCUACUUUGCUAAAUUCCAAAAUCUCCAGCUUCUCAGAACAACCAAACAUCUUCAGCGACUACGUGUUCCAACCGCUUACCACUUCAUUUCUCCCUCUAUAUAUUGAUUUUUACCAAAAGCAUUACGAUAUUGAUUUUAUAGCGCCCCCAAAAAAUAUCUUUGUUCAUUCUCUCUUCUCUCACCACCUGAAGAGGUAGCCGUAGCUUUCCUCCGGCGCCCUUUUUUUGCGCUCUGUUCGAGGUCCGACAUAUCGGGUAUGGGUCCUGUCGUGUUGACUCAGCUGGCCACGGGUCUGAGCGUGUUGGCCGGAGCCGUCCUGGUCAAGUCGGUCAUGGAACAGAAGCCAAUGGCCGGCCCGUUCCCGCGGUGCCCCAGUUGCAACGGAACAGGCCGGGUCUCCUGCCUCUGCUCCCGCUGGUCUGACGGCGAUGUCGGCUGCCGUUCAUGUGCCGGAUCCGGUCGAAUGGGGUGUAGAAGCUGUGGUGGGAACGGUACGGGCCGGCCCUUACCUGCCCAACUCAUCGUACGGCCACCAAACCGUCCCUCUUAAUCCGCGUUUGUUGUUACGGGUCUGCCAACUAAUAUUACGGUCUCUCUCUCUCUCUCUCUCUCUCUCUCUCAAAUUCUCUCCCCUUUUUCUUCGAAUCGAAUUAUGUAAUAUAAAUUCCACAAUACUUCGAGAGAGAGAGAGAGAGAGAGAGAGAGAGAGACACAAGUGGGAGAUUAUCAGGUUGUAAUUGUAGUCACACUACAGUAUUGAAAUUCUUAUAAAAUAGGAGUAAUUUAAUUUCUUCUUA